AUGCCAACUUCGAGAAAAAAUUGUUGUGUUCUUGGAUAUAAUAAUAUAUCACGUCGAGAACGUGGAUUCGGUGUGGAAGUGAAAUUUUAUAAAUUUCCAGAGAGCAUGUUAGGAGCCUCAUGGAAAAUAGUAAAACGUAAACAGUGGAUGAAUGCAGUGAAAAAUUACGUAAAAAAUCCAAAAGACUGGGUACCAAAUAAAUAUACGAGGAUUUGUAGUACCUUUUUUGUAAAUAAUGAAAAAUCAGAGCAUCCGUUACAUCCAUCUUAUGUUCCUUCGAUUUUUCCUGGUCGUGAAAAUAUAAAAAGAAACAUUCAAUCSUUAGAAUGUUUCCAACGAGUCAGAAAUCGUGAAAGAAACAUAGUCCACAUCAAUAAAUGUAUUGUGAGUGAAAAAAAUAGAAAUAACAUAAACAUUGAAAAUACGAUAGAUACAGUAAUGGAGCAAGAUGAUGAAGAACAUGCAAGUAGUGUUGAAGAACAUCAGAUUGAUAUUCAUGUUGAAACUGUUACGGUGAAGCCUAUGCAACGGAGCAUAAGUUGUCAAACAGAGAUAGUCACAGACGGAGCUUAUGAAUAUUUGACAUAUUUUUUUUGUAAUCUCAACUAUCAUAACGAUUUAAGCACGGCCGCAGUACAGGUAAUUAUUCCAAUAAAGAAAACACAAAAUAAAAUUUGUGAAGCUAAAAUACCAAUUGUAAAAAAUGUUCAAGAUUCGAGUUGUGAUCCAAUAAAUAUAGAUCUUAAUAAAUCUUGUCAUGACAGUUCUAAUGUUAUUCGUUUUUUCAACAACACCGUACACAUGCUUUGA
Polistes dominula (European paper wasp) is the source of this 810-nucleotide messenger RNA. Its product is annotated as regulatory particle non-ATPase 8. The record is from RefSeq and is a predicted model, not a curated record. NCBI's taxonomy places the organism in Eukaryota, Metazoa, Arthropoda, Insecta, Hymenoptera, Vespidae.